UCUGUCUCCCGGUCAGAGCGCUCCGACGUGCCAGAGUGCGUUCAGGCUGCGCGGCGUCGGACCGACAGGGGCACCCCGACAGGACGCACACACACGCACGGACUUGUGGAGAGAAAGAGCCCCGCGCCGGCGGAUGGAGCAGAACCAAAGACACGAGCGCGUGAACGGAUCUGGGUCUCACUAACGCAUCAGCUGGAGAGGAAACCGGAAGUGCGAUGCGCUGAUUGAUAUGGAUUCUUUCCUUUAUUUUUCUAUCGAUUGUGCUUUAAUUAGUGACCUCCGCUAGAGAGGAGAUCAGCGAGAGGAGGAGAGGGAGGAGCGAGAGUCCAGCGGGGUGCCUGCCUGUAGCCUUACUUCAUUAUUUCCUUUAUUUACUAAAUUAUGUUUUUGGGUUUCAUCUCCGCGUCGCUCCGCGUGCUCGUUCCCCUCAGCAGACCAGCCAGCUACACACCAAAUCUGUGAGAACCAAAAAUCCGUCGGAACCGUGCCCAAACCAAAGCGACCCAACAUCCGAGGGCACCGAGCUUACGGUCUUUACGCACAGCCGUCUGGGUCUAAUUGCGUGUGCGCUGCAGAGAGGAGCUCCAGCUGUUCACAUGGAGAUCCGUCCGUCCGGCUGCCGGGAUCAACUCUCAUAGCUUUAUUCUCCCAAAGCCAGACCGGCGGGACUCCAGGGACCAGAAAUAAAAGCCGAUCUCUCCGAGGAGACAUGGAAGUCUGUGGAGGCGCAAUCUAAGUCCCAGAAUAAAAAUCUAACCUGGUUUCCAUCACUGGACCCAUCCCAGCGGCUGUCCACCAUCCUGGGAGACACACAGCAGGCCAGAGAAGAAGAGCGGGACAGGGGACACGAGGAGACAAAAGUGAGACUAGAAUAAAAACCCAACGGCCAGCAGGUCGACGGAGGACCAUGUUUGUCCCCCUGCCCGUCCCCUUCGUCUUUCAGAGAACAGCGUCCGACUUCAGCGCCUGGAGACUCAAGUCCUCGCUGGCUCCGCGGUCCAGCCCCGAUAUCAGGAUGUCCAAAGGAUCUGAGGAGGAAAAGCCGGCAGCCGACUAUCCGGGAGACAGCUCAGACUCCAACAGGAACAGCCCCGAUGACCAGGUCCCGAUGAUGAAGAGCCUCCCGCCCUACAGCCUCUCUCCUCCUGCAGCUGGCAGCACAGGUAAAAAUGAGGAGAGUUUAGAGAUCACACACAGCACCGCUGCUCCUCCUGCGCCCUCCCAACAGCAGCAGCAGACGCAGCAUCACCACACCCAGCUGAUGCUCGCUGGCAGCCAGCUAGCAGGGCUGGCCGCCCUCCUCCCGGCCCAGCAGCAGCUCCUCCUCCAGCAGGCUCAGGCACAACUCCUGGCUGCCGCCGUCCAGCAGUCGAACGCCGCCCACGCCGCUCACGCUGCCCACGCCGCCGCGCAGCAGCAAGCCAACCAGCAUCAGAACUCCUCCCAAACCCAACUGCAUCAAACCAACAAACCGGAGCAAGCUCCGCCCCCUCAGCUGGCCCUGUCUCAGCCCAUCCAGCUGACGGCGCAGGACAUCCAGCAGCUGCUGCAGCUCCAGCAGCUGGUUCUGAUGCCGGGCCACCCCCUCCAGUCUCCGGCCCAGUUCCUCCUGUCUCAGCCUGCACAGGCCCAGCCGCCGCAGCAGAGUUUGCUGUCAACAGCUAAUCUGAUCCAGCUACCUCAGCAAAGUGCAGGAGGCCUCCUCACCAGCCCGCCUCGCAUGGGACUGCAAGCACAGAGAGAGAAGAGCAGCGAUGCUGGAAGCGGCAGCAGCAGUGGCGUCGUGGGAGCUGCCAGCGGGAGCGGCGGUGCUGUAACAUCUGUAGGAGCAACAUCUGCAUCCGGCAGCACCAUGAGCUCCUCCCUAACCUCCAGUCUGACGCCUAGCGGCCAGGGGGGUCACAUGACCGAGGAGCCCAGCGAUCUGGAGGAGCUGGAGCAGUUCGCUCGGACCUUCAAGCAGCGACGCAUAAAGCUGGGAUUCACCCAGGGGGACGUCGGCGUUGCCAUGGGGAAGCUGUACGGGAACGACUUCAGCCAGACCACCAUCUCCCGCUUCGAGGCGCUCAACCUGAGCUUUAAGAACAUGUGCAAGCUGAAGCCACUGCUGGAGAAGUGGCUGAGUGACGCAGAAACGAUGGCGGUGGACAGCAUGCUGCCUAGCCCCUCCUCCAUCUCCUCCCCCAUGCUGGGCAUCGAGGGUCUCCCGGGGCGACGCAGGAAGAAACGAACCAGCAUCGAGACCAACGUCCGCGUGGUUCUGGAGCGGAACUUCAGCGCGAACCAGAAGCCGACGUCGGAGGAGAUCCUUCUGAUGGCGGAGCAGCUGAACAUGGAGAAGGAGGUGAUUCGGGUUUGGUUCUGUAACCGCCGACAGAAGGAGAAACGGAUCAACCCGUCCAGCAGCAGCACCCCUCCCUUGUCCAGCCAGACUUCACCCGUGGUCACGCACAAAGCCCACUGCUACAGCCCCCACAUGAUAUCGAGUCAGACUCUGUCCCAGGUCACGACCAGCCUCAGCACAACAGGUGCCAGUUCGUCACCUUCAGCUUCCUGCCCCAUGACUCCAGUCAGCUCGGCGGCCAUGUUGUCUUCAGCAGCAACUCCUCCUCCUCUUCCUCCUCAGAGCACAGCCAGCCCAGUUCCUUCCGGCCUCAACUCUGGGAACACGAUGAUGGGAGUCAGCACGGGGAUGAACCAGGCCCUCAUCGGCAGUAACCCUCUGGCUACCAUGCAAGCGCUGGCAGCCUCCAGCGGUCAGCUGGCCAUCUCCAGCCUGGAAGGCGGACCUGGUCACAUGCUUGUAGGUGGACACGGGGGUCCCGCUGUCCCCACCUCCCUUCGUCCCUCUCUCUUCCUGAACCGCCCCGGUCUCCUCCCCAUGGUGACCGGCGCUUCAUCCGCCUCCGUUGGCAUGGGACUGGUCAGCGGGGGUGGGUGUGGCCCCAGGGCCUCCUUUUGCCAAUCUCCACCCACCGGCACCAGCAACCUCAUGAGCCCGACCUCCUGCCCUGAGGAGUCUGCGUCCCCUUGCUCAAGCCCCGCCUCCUUCUGUUCCUUCAGCGAAGCCUCGCCGCCCCCCCUGGGAGGAGCCAUGGCCGAGUGACGCAGAUCGCCAGCCAAAGGGUCCCAUCAGAGGAGGAGGAGGAGAAUUUAAGGAGCUUUAAAAAUCCAAAUGUACAACAUCGCCUUUGAACCAAAGCCAUCUCCGUCCGAGCUCAGCUCCUCUCCACGUUUCUCCUCUCUGAAGUCUCCUGAUGCCAAAAAUACACUCAGACGGAGGAGAGGAGGAACAGGGAGGUCCGGAGGACGGAGAAGACGGAGAGACUGCAGAGGGGGGGGGGGGGCCUGAAACCAAAUAAUGACCUACAGCUGAGGAGGUGUCGAUGAGGAGCUUUUUUUUCUUUUGUUGGAAACAAACACCAAAAACUUGACGCGGGCAGGGACGAGAGGCUGAAACCUGUUUCGUCUGCUCGAAGAGAAAAACGUUUCAAAGAAGAAAAACCAAAUUCUCCAAAUACCAAAAACUGAAACCAAAAAAAGAAAAACCAACGGAGAGAAAAGCUUUACUGACUUUCUGAUCGUCCGAUCAGAGCUUCGUGUUGCCAAACGUCCUUCAUUCCACUCAGGAUCUAUUUUUUUACUCAUUUUCUUCAUCGUGGUCACUUCUCCAGCGGAUCCCACCUGCAGGACGUCUACCUACCUCCGUCUUCACAGAUCGUCGGAUCAAAUCACAACGGUUUCGUUAACUCCUCCAAAAGAGGAGCUGCUUUUGUUUGUUUUGGUUUGUUUUUGUUGCUCUGAGCUCAGAUAAGAUCUUACAAAGUCCCACCGCAGGCAGAAGUGGGCGUGUUGUCCCGGGACUUUUCCUAUUUUUCACAUUAUUCGUCUCCUUUGAUUCCUUCUCACCACCAUUCCAUCUUCACGUCAUCCUCCAGACGUCACUCUUGGAUACCAAAGCAUCGCCUCUGGCAGCGUUCGCCUCUGGAUUCGCCCGAGAGGCGAGUGUCCAGACUAACCUCAGCAGUGUCAAAGGGAUAAAACACCUAAUGAAAUACAAAUACAAGCAUAAAAAGAGCAAAACCAAAAAAAAGAAAAGGAGGAGGCGAGACACCGGCGCUCCCCUCACUGCCCCGAACCCCUGCCCUCCAUCCCUUCUGCCCCUCUCCUUUGUCUCCAAAGAUCAGAUCAAAGGGCCAAAGAGAAAAAAGGAGGAGCGGUCAGGAGCCGAGGGUUGGAAAAGCUGUCGGGGGGUGGGGGGUGGGGGGGGGAUCAAAAACAACAAAAGUUACUCAAAACCAAACGCUACUUCUGCUGACUUACAUGUGAGUGAAACCAAAUAGAGAUGGGGGGGGGGGUAGCUCCUGUCCUGUCGUUCCAGCAGACAGACCCCCCCCCCCCACACACACACACACACACCUCCACAAAGCCAACGACCUCCGGCUUUGUUCUCACCUGGAUAGAAUAAGGAAAAACCUCAACAACAAACUGAGAAUAUAUAUUUUUGUUUCUGGCUUUCCAUUGUGUCUGUUUGUAUCGCGGUUGGGGGGGGGGGGGGGGGGGGACUGCCUUCGUCAUGUUUUUACGCCUGAUUUUAGUUUGAUUCAUGCUGGAACAAAUAACUGUGAAAACGAAGCUUCCAGGAUGGAAAAACGCUCUUCAGUCCGGAAUGUUGCUGCCAAAGCGCCGAAAGUGGGAAAAACCAAAAGCAAAACAUUUAGAUACAAAAACCAAACCAAUGCACAAGUGUGUGUGUGUGUGUGUGUGUGUGUGUGUGUGUGUGUGUGUGUGUGUGUGUGUGUGUGUGUGUAAACAAACCAAACUGUAAAACAAACAUUUGUUGGACACAAAUUGUUUUUUUAUUUCUAAACUGAAUUUCUUUUCAACCUUGAGCUUAUUUCUGUUUUCAGAGCAAACUGAUUCAGUUCAUAAUAAUAAUAAUAAUAAUAAUAAUAAUAAUAAUAACAAUACUACUACUAAUAAUAAUAAUGAUAACAAUAAUAACAAUAAUAAUAACAAUAAUAAUAACAACUAUAAUGUCAAACCCCAAAGGGAAACAAGCGUUUUAGUUUUUUUAGCCUGAUUUAGUUUUAAUUCUAACUCAGAUGCUGUAAUUUUAUCUGAGAGUCUGCAGCACAACAGGUCCAAGUCCUGGUCACCAACCGAGUGUUCAGUAUCCCUGAUGACCCAAACUCAGCAGAUAAUCUGGUUUAUAAUUCCUCUAACUCACACCGAGUCAGUGCUUAGCCAGCCCUAGUGCCAAAGACAGUUGUUGUUUCAGGAAAAACAAAAAUCGUUUAUUUCUGAUCGAACACAAACGCUCCCGUCGCUUUCGGAGUCUGGAAACUCUAUCAUAGAUGUUGUGAUACGGAAACAAGGAGGUCAAUCGUGUAAGGAAUGUUCCAACCCGCACGGAGCGUUGGAGUACAGAAACUAGACUCAGUCUGAAUAUUUAAACGAGAAUGGCAGAAAUGUUUUCUUCUGUUCCUUUUUUCUUUAAUUUAACCCAAAUUUUGUUCAUAAAGAUUUUCAUUCGAUGGUUAAAAGACAGAAAGAAAUAUGAGAUCAAGCCGUUUUCCCAUUUUCUGACCAUUAUUAUUAUUAUUAGAAGCAGAUUUCAGAUUUUCUCUGAGACUUUAAUAAUAAUAAUGUCAUCUGCAUAGAAACGAUUAAAGAUUAUUUUCUGGUUAAAAAGUUCUGACUAAUAGGCACACCGCUGGUUUCAUAUGUUCUUAUUUACAUUUAAAAAUAAAAACAACAAUAAUGGAAGUAAUACUGAUUGUUCUCUAAACUCCGGCCGUAGAUUUAAAAGCUUCAGCUUUUGUUUUUAGACGUUAGUGUUCAUAAACCUCGUUAAUAACACGUGAAUGAAGCCAGCUGGGUUGUUGUGGGUUGGAUCUGAACUCUGAAGGGAAGAAGCUCCA
Nothobranchius furzeri (turquoise killifish) is the source of this 5924-nucleotide messenger RNA. It is a transcript of the gene pou2f2a, whose product is annotated as POU class 2 homeobox 2a. Lineage: Eukaryota; Metazoa; Chordata; Actinopteri; Cyprinodontiformes; Nothobranchiidae. Gene Ontology annotation, biological process: regulation of transcription by RNA polymerase II. Gene Ontology annotation, cellular component: nucleus. Gene Ontology annotation, molecular function: DNA-binding transcription factor activity, RNA polymerase II-specific; RNA polymerase II cis-regulatory region sequence-specific DNA binding. The record is from RefSeq and is a predicted model, not a curated record.